AUGGCCUCCCAAGGACUCCAGAUUAUGGGCAUAUCCACAGCCAUGCUGGGUUGGCUGGGGGUCAUUAUCGUGUGUGCUUUACCCCAGUGGAAGGUGUCUGCGUUCAUCGGGGCCAAUAUCGUAACAGCACAGGUCAUCUGGGAGGGCAUGUGGAUGAACUGCGUGGUGCAGAGCACUGGACAAAUGCAGUGUAAAGUCUACGACUCCAUGCUGGCGCUCAGCUCCGAUCUCCAAGCGGGCCGGGCCAUGAUCAUCGUCUCCAUUUUGACUGGACUCUGUGGAAUCGUAAUUUCUCUGGCUGGUGGGAAGUGCACCAACUGCAUCGAGGACCAAGGCUCCAAAGCAAAGGCGUGCAUCGUUGCAGGCAUUCUCCUAAUUAUCUCUGGACUUCUCUGUCUGAUCCCAGUGUCGUGGGCGGCACACACGACCAUACAGAACUUCUACAACCCGAUGAUGGUGGAGGCCCAGCGGAGGGAGUUGGGCGCAGCUAUGUAUGUCGGCUGGGGAUCGGCUGGCUUGCUUUUACUGGGAGGAGGAAUACUUUGCUGGAACUGCCCACCGAAGCAAGAACGCAUCUACAACCCCAAGUUCUCCGCUGUGAGGUCCAAUUCUGCUCCGAGAGAGUUUGUCUGAGACUCAGAACACAUACGACCGGCCUUAAAAUGCACACUCAAGUGACUGAUUGAUCUAAUU
This is a messenger RNA of Sinocyclocheilus rhinocerous, 693 nucleotides long. Its product is annotated as claudin-4-like. NCBI's taxonomy places the organism in Eukaryota, Metazoa, Chordata, Actinopteri, Cypriniformes, Cyprinidae. Bases 1 to 633 code for a protein of 210 amino acids. The record is from RefSeq and is a predicted model, not a curated record. Gene Ontology annotation, molecular function: structural molecule activity. The transcript has a single exon. Gene Ontology annotation, cellular component: bicellular tight junction; membrane.